This is a messenger RNA of Osmia lignaria (orchard mason bee), 571 nucleotides long. The record is from RefSeq and is a predicted model, not a curated record. Lineage: Eukaryota; Metazoa; Arthropoda; Insecta; Hymenoptera; Megachilidae.
ACGAUACUGUUGUUUAUAUAACAAAGCGUUCCAUGAAUUUAAAAUCAAAAUUGAUAUCAUUUCUUAUCGGUGACCCUAAAGAUUAUUUAAUUUCACGUGAAAAUUGCAUCGAACAGUGCUUUCAGCAAUUAUAAGUGAGAAACAGAUGAUUUUACAUAAAUCCUUAAUCACUUGGUUGCCAGAUAUAUUUCUUGUAAGAUCGAUUGACGCUGUCGGGGAAUACCCAAUCGCGAAAGUUGAUUACCUUCUGCGCAUUAAUCUACAGAUGCUUUGGACAGCAGGCUUGUUCCCUUUUGCAGAAGCGUUUAUUGUGCUCGAAGGUAAAGGAGUACUAUACGUCUGGCUCUCGGGUUCAAUGUCAAGACAUGUACCUGAGAACCCGAGAACCACGUUCAAGAUUCACAAUGUAACUACAGUAAAGUGUGCUAAUUUUUUUCCCCACUUGUUUCCAUUAAAAAACAGAACAGGCUUGUGAAAUAAACAAAUGGUGGUUCACUGAAAAUCCCAUUUCUUUCGAACGUUCGCGUCACCGCGUGAUUGUAACUCCAUUCGUCGAAGAGUAUUACGUGGG